AUGCCCGCUCGAGAAUAUAACUAUGUAGAAGGUUUUGGUGGGUACGGCUCGUUGGACGAUGAUGAUUCAGAUAGAGAUUCUGAACGCAGGAAUCACGAUCUAGGGCAGCGAACUAUAACCACAAGUCCAACAGGAGUAUCAAGACAUGCUGCAUUAAAUAGGUACAUGAUCCCAGGCCGUAUCAAUCCUCUUUUCAGACCGACAGACGCUGCUCAACCUCCCAUAGUGUCUACAUCCACAUCAGCAUCGGCAACAGAACCGACCAACAGAAUAGGCCCUGGAAGGAUAAAAGAAACCCCUGAAACAAAUUUCAAUGCAUUUCUUAUAGCACAACUAACCAGAAUGGAGGAGCAAAAUGCCAAUCUGAAGGAAGAAAUCAGCCUAAUGAAAAAGGAACAAGAACUCUUCUUUCUAGAGAAUCAAAAGAAGUUGGAGAAAGGAUUUAAAGACAUCAAUAAGUAUGUUGAAGAUGUUUCCGCAAUGAAAGAAGUCUUCAAAGAGGUAGUUGGUAUUAUGACUGGGGAGAGAAUAAGAUUUAUAGACCAUACUGGGGAAAAUGUUACUCCUCAGGAAGCUGCUCGUGUUGGAAAUCCAUCAACAAGUACGCAAGCUCAUCAAAGUCAGUCAAGAUCAACAAACUGGCAAGAAUAUAGUAUGCACGCAAGCAUAUUAGCCGGCGAUCCUCGUAUCAAGCCUGAGCCAGGGCUGUCAGACUUUGAAAAUGGGGAAUACGAUGGUAAUGAAAGUGAUGAGAACGCUACCACCAGGAACCUACCUUUAAAUAACCCCGAUUCUGUUAGCAAUGCUGAUGACAGUAAUAACCAACUCGAUGGAACAGGAAACGAGAAUGAUAUCAGAAACAGAAGAGGGUGCGUUGGAACGUCAUAUAAACUAAAUCGUGCAAUCCAGAACGUUACAGAUGCGGCCCGUGAAUACUUUGAAGGCUUACCGGGCCAACCGUCAGUUCUUUCCCUUGAGAGGAGAUAUGGGUCCACUUGGAGGCGAUCUGCCAAAGAAAGGACUUUGUUCACUAAAAGAAUGACCAUCAUAAAAAGAAUAAUAGAUAUAAAAGAUGAUCCAAGCAAAUAUGGUUUGUCGCUACCUGAGAAUAAAAUAAGUAGAAACCAAGCCAUCAAGGUUGUCGAAAAUAUAAGAUUGGGAAACAAUACCUUCAAAGGACAUCAUUGCCGAUUAUCAAUGUCCCAGUUAUACGAAUACUUCUCCAAAAAAAUGGACAAACUCGAAGACUAUUCACUUACUCUAAAGAGAAGAGGGAAGCCAAGAAGAAUUUUCUUGUUAGAAGAGAGAGAAGCUAGAUUAUCAUUACAGCAGCCACAUAGUAUACCAAAUUCCAGUACAGGCACACCAGAACAUGAUCAAGACACUUAG
This is a messenger RNA of Saccharomyces cerevisiae S288C, 1389 nucleotides long. RefSeq names its product Euc1p (gene EUC1). Gene Ontology annotation, cellular component: chromosome. The transcript has a single exon. The coding region runs from base 1 to 1389 and encodes 462 amino acids. NCBI's taxonomy places the organism in Eukaryota, Fungi, Ascomycota, Saccharomycetes, Saccharomycetales, Saccharomycetaceae. The record is from RefSeq and is marked reviewed.